Condylostylus longicornis is the source of this 1253-nucleotide messenger RNA. Its product is annotated as GTPase Era, mitochondrial. Lineage: Eukaryota; Metazoa; Arthropoda; Insecta; Diptera; Dolichopodidae. Gene Ontology annotation, cellular component: mitochondrial matrix. Bases 112 to 1203 code for a protein of 363 amino acids. Gene Ontology annotation, molecular function: ribosomal small subunit binding; GTP binding; rRNA binding. Gene Ontology annotation, biological process: ribosomal small subunit assembly. The record is from RefSeq and is a predicted model, not a curated record. The transcript has 4 exons.
CUAUGCAGUAUAUAUUAUACAUAAUAACUUCAAUUCAAUAAUAUGAGUUUAUUAUAAUAUUCAAAAUAUUUUCAAAAUAAUAUUUAGCAUUUGUAAUUUGAGUAUUUGGGCAUGCCGACUACAUUGGGUAGAUUUUCUUUAUUAAAUUUAUUUCACAGAAGUCCUUUAGUUGGCAAUUUGUCGAUACUUUCAAAUUUGAAUUAUUGCACAAAACAAAACCAUACCGAGCAAGGGUUUGAAGAUGUGGGACAGAAACUCUUGCGAGUUGCAGUUAUCGGAGUACCCAAUGCAGGAAAAUCAACUUUUAUAAAUAAUCUUAUUAAUCAUAGGGUUUGUCCAACUUCGAAUAAAGUUCAUACAACACGUCGCUCAAAUAGAGCGGUUUACACAGAGAAAGAUACACAGAUUGUUUUAAUCGAUACACCAGGUUUAGUUACAAAAACUGAAAUGCAAAAAUACAAUUUAGGGAAGAAAUUUAGUAGCUCAUAUAGAGAUUCUAUUCAAAAAUCUGAUAUAAUCGCAGUAGUGCAUGAUGUCUCUAAUAGUUGGACAAGAAAUGAAUUUCAUCCAACAGUUUUAGAGACUUUAAAUUUUUAUUCAAAAAUGCCUUCGUUUUUAAUUUUGAACAAAAUAGAUUUGUUAAAAUCAAAAAGAGUCUUAUUAGAUUUAAUUAAAAUUUUGACGAAUAAUACUUUGUCAAAAAGCAAAAAACCUAUAUAUAAAAAAAGUUUAUCUUAUGAUAUGGAUAAAAGUAAAGAAGUUGGAUGGAGCAGUUUUUCAAAUAUUUUUUUAGUAUCAGCUGUAACAGGAGAUGGUUUGAGUGAAGUUAUGAAAUGGUUAUUACAUGAAGCAAAAAACGAGAAAUGGUUGUUUCCAGCUGGAACUUUUACUGAUGAAACACAAGAAGAUAUUAUUGUUGAAAGCGUAAGAGCGCGAUUGUUAGAUUACUUACCACAGGAAAUUCCAUACAAAUUGCAAACAACAUUGGAAUAUUUUAACGAAGAAAAAAAUAUUAUUUAUGCAUCUGUGCAAGUUGCUUGCCCUAAUUUAAGGCUGGAGCGCCUUUUUCGUGGAGAAUCUAAUGGAAAGUUAAAGCAAAUUACGGAAAGAAUCACUUCUGACUUGGUUGAAACUUUUAAUAAACCAAUUUCCUUAACAAUAACAACUACAAUAAGUAAAUCCGAAAAGAUUUUAGUUAAUUAAACUUUGAAUGUUAUUUUUAAAUGCUAAAUAAAAAUCAAAUAUUUCAAUAA